GUCAGUUUGUGAUGACGGAAAUGAGUGCUCUCUUUAGAUCUAAAUGGUCCUCCUGCUCAUCAUCAUCAUUCCACACCAUUUCUGUACACACCCCUUUUAAAUUUUAAUCUCCUACACACCAUUGUCUUCUGCCUCAAUCUUGAACCCUUUUCAUCUAUAGAUUUGUUACAAAAAAAAGUAACAUGGGCGAGCAAGUAGAAAAGCCACCGGAGGAGAAGAAGCCAGAGGAAGAGAAGAAAGAAGAAGCUAAGAAGCCUGAGGAGGAGAAAAAGGCUGAGGAGUCAAAAGAUGCGGCUCCGGCGCCGCCACCUCCGCCGCCGGAGAUUGUUUUGAGAGUCUUUAUGCAUUGUGAAGGGUGUGCAAGAAAAGUUCGGCGGUGCCUUAGAGGCUUUGAUGGAGUGGAGGAUAUUCAAACGGAUUGUAAGACACAUAAGGUGGUUGUGAAGGGAGAAAAAGCAGAUCCACUUAAGGUUCUUGAAAGGGUCCAAAAAAAGAGUCAUCGGCAGGUUGAGCUUCUUUCUCCGAUACCAAAACCACCGGCCGAGGAGCCGAAAGUGGAAGAGAAAGAGGCUCCCAAACCUGAAGAGAAAAAAGAAGAGCCUCCUCAGGUGAUUACAGUGGUUCUAAAAGUAAAUAUGCAUUGUGAAGCUUGUGCUCAAGAGAUCAGAAAACGCAUUCUUAGAAUGAAAGGGGUAGAUACCGUUGAACCGGAUCUAAAAGCCUCACAAGUAACCGUUAAAGGCACAUUUGAGGCGCCGCAACUAGUGGACUACAUCCAAAAGCGAACCGGAAAGAAAGCCAUCGUCGUCAAACAAGAUCCAGAGCCGAAAAAAGAAGACAAAGAAGAAAAAAAAGACAGCGGAGAAAAAAAAGAAGAGAAAAAACCAGACGGCGAAGGUGAAAAAGAAAAGGAAAAGGAAAAAGAGAAAGACAAAGAGGAGAAAAAAGAUGACGGAGCUAAAGCAGAUGCUCCGCCGGCUAACGGCGGCGGUGGUGACGGAGAUGACACAAAAGUGGUGGAUUUACGUAAGAACGAGUUUUAUUAUUAUCACCCACAAAGUUACCAGUUAGCACCGGUGAGAUACACCGCGGAAACGGCGUAUGGGUACCCACCAGCACCACAAAUGUUCAGUGAUGAGAACCCCAAUGCAUGUUCGGUGAUGUAAAAAUGGCGUCUGACGAGGGGUAUAAUGGGAAGAAAUUAAGGAAGCACGUGGGUAGUGAUCGUCGUGGCGUUCAUGUGGGUUUUGUCUGUGCUCGGCUUCUGUUCAGCAGGAAAAGUUGUAAAACUGUGUGAGGGCUUUUGUACUUUUUUUUUUAAUUUUAUUUUGGAUCCUAAAUGCUGCUGCUUUAUUACAAAAUAUGGUAAAAUAAUAAUGCGGAAAGUUAUAUAUAAAUAAGUUAAAUAAAUUUAACUUUAUAUCUGCUAAA
Helianthus annuus (common sunflower) is the source of this 1431-nucleotide messenger RNA. RefSeq names its product heavy metal-associated isoprenylated plant protein 7-like. The coding region runs from base 183 to 1166 and encodes 327 amino acids. The transcript has 5 exons. Gene Ontology annotation, molecular function: metal ion binding. The record is from RefSeq and is a predicted model, not a curated record. Lineage: Eukaryota; Viridiplantae; Streptophyta; Magnoliopsida; Asterales; Asteraceae.